CCUCUCUCGCCCUUCUCUCGUUCCUAUAAAUAACCGCAACAAAGGUUCUCCGCUUAACCAGUUCAUUCAGCAAUUAGUUAUAUGAUCACAGUCACAAUGGGCAAGUCCUCUCUAUCUUUGCUUUCCCUUUCCUUGCUACUCUUCACGAGUGCAUGCUUCGCUACUCGCUCUGAGUUUAACAGGUUCAACCAGUGCCAGCUCGAUAGUAUUAAUGCAUUGGAACCAGACCACCGUGUUGAGUCUGAAGCCGGUCUUACUGAGACAUGGAACCCCAAUCACCCUGAGCUACAAUGCGCUGGUGUCUCUCUUAUCAGACGCACCAUUGACCCCAAUGGUCUUCACUUGCCUUCAUAUUCACCCUCUCCACAGUUGAUUUUCAUCAUCCAAGGGAAGGGAGUCCUUGGGCUUUCAGUUCCUGGUUGCCCUGAGACUUUUGAAGAGCUGCGAUCAUCACAAUCUAGACAAGGAUCCAGGCAGCAGCAACCUGACAGUCACCAGAAGAUUCGUCGAUUCUAUAAAGGUGAUGUCAUUGCCAUUCCACCUGGAAUUCCUUACUGGACAUAUAACCACGGCAAUGAACCUGUUAUCGCCAUUAGUCUUCUUGACACCUCAAAUGAUGUAAACCAGCUCGAUUCAACCCCCAGAGUAUUUUACCUUGGUGGGAACCCAGAGGCAGAGUUCCCUGAAACCCAGGAGCAACAACAAGGACGACAUCAGCAAAGGCACAGGGAAAGUUUCCCUGCUGGACGUAGGGGCGGACAGCACCAACAAGAGCAGGAAUCUGAGGACCAAAACGAUGGCAACAGCGUGCUGAGUGGCUUCAGCUCAGAGUUUUUAGCACAGGCACUCAACACCAACCAAGAUGUAGCUAAGAGACUUCAAUCUCCACGUGACAAAAGGAGUCAAAUCGUGAGAGUGGAGGAAGGUCUCCGCAUCAUCAGCCCCGAGUGGCAGCAAAAAGAUGAAGAAGAAGAAGAAAGAAGUCGCUGGGAGGAGGAUGAAGAUGAACGGAGACCAAGACACGGUCGUAAGCAAAGGUGGGAUGAAGAUGAAGAAAAAAGUCGCUGGGAGGAGGAUGAAGAUGAACAGAGCCCAAGACACAGUCGUAAACAAAGUUGGGAUGAAGAUGAAGAAAGAAGCCGCUGGGAGGAGGAUGAAGAUGAACGGAGCCCAAGACACAGUCGUAAACAACGGUGGGAAGAAGAGGAGGACGAGAAAGAAGAAGACCGUAGACUAAGGCAUCACAAACAUAGUGAAGAAGAAAAGGAAGAAGAAAGAGAACCAAGACACCCCAGACAUGAUGAAGAACAAGACGAGGAGGAAGACGAAGAAGAUAAACCCCACAGUCGUAAAUGGUGGAAAAAACACAGUAAAGAAGAGGAGGAAGAACAUAGAAGUGAGCAAAAGAGAAGCAGCAAGGAAAGAAAGAAUGGUUUGGAAGAAACUAUCUGCAGUGCAAGGAUUCGUGAGAACAUUGCUCGCCCUGGACGUGCAGAUCUCUACAACCCACGUGCCGGUCGCAUCAGCACUGUCAACAGCUUAACCCUCCCAAUCCUCCGCAGAUUACGCCUCAGUGCUGAAUAUGUUCAUCUCUACAGGAAUGGUAUAUAUGCUCCACACUGGAACAUCAACGCUAACAGCCUCUUGUACGUGAUUAGAGGACAAGGAAGAGUUAGGAUCGUGAACAACCAAGGGAACGCGGUGUUCGACAACAGAGUGAGAAAGGGACAGUUGUUAGUGGUGCCACAGAACUUCGUGGUGGCGGAACAAGCAGGGAACGAAGAAGGACUUGAGUAUGUGGUGUUCAAGACAAAUGACAGAGCUUCUGUUAGCCAUGUGAAGCAGGUGUUCAGUGCCACUCCUGCUGAGGUUCUUGCAAAUGCUUUUGGCCUUCGCCUGAAUGAAGUCACUCAAAUUAAGUCCAACCGGAACCAUGGCCCGUUGGUUCAAGCUCAAUCUCAUUCUCAGUAAAACCAUGGAAUGAAAUGAUGAGGUGGCCAUCUUAUGUCUUGAAAUAAUAAUAAAAGAAAAUAAAUUUGGAUGUACUGUAGUCAUGUACUCCA
Messenger RNA from Trifolium pratense (red clover), 2063 nucleotides. RefSeq names its product legumin type B-like. Lineage: Eukaryota; Viridiplantae; Streptophyta; Magnoliopsida; Fabales; Fabaceae. The record is from RefSeq and is a predicted model, not a curated record. Bases 82 to 1971 code for a protein of 629 amino acids. Gene Ontology annotation, molecular function: nutrient reservoir activity. The transcript is spliced from 4 exons.